Molecule: messenger RNA, 1126 nt
Organism: Manihot esculenta (cassava)
Lineage: Eukaryota; Viridiplantae; Streptophyta; Magnoliopsida; Malpighiales; Euphorbiaceae
Product: thylakoid lumenal protein TL20.3, chloroplastic
Exons: 7
Coding region: 144-983 (279 amino acids)
Source: RefSeq, a predicted model, not a curated record
CACAAAGCACCAAAGCUUCACUUCACUGGAUGCUAUCCAUUUCUUUCCCCAACUUUUCUCCAUUUUCCCUUUUAUUAUUUUCUCGACAAAUCAUUCGAAGCAUUGCCUAACUACAACAAUUGAAAGGAAACAAAACCUUGCCUAUGGCUUUCACUUCCGUCUCUCCAUUGUCCGUUAAAUUCCUCACCAUUUCUACUCCAUCUUCAAGGUCUCCAUACCAUCACGCCUCUCACUCUAGGCCUUGUCACAUAGUUUGUGGAUUACACACACAAAGAGAAGACCAAUUUCAUGAUUGCUACACAACUAGGUACAAGGUAGAUGUUUCAAAAUCCAAGAACUGGAGAACUAUAGUUUCAACUGCUUUGGCGGCUGCAGUUGUUAGCUUUAGCUCUGGUUUGCCUGCUGUUGCUGAUCUAAACAAGUAUGAAGCUGAGACGCGUGGUGAAUUUGGUAUUGGAUCAGCAGCUCAGUUCGGCUCUGCAGACCUCAGGAAAGCAGUGCAUGUGAAUGAAAACUUCAGAAGAGCCAAUUUCACAGCUGCUGAUAUGAGAGAAUCUGAUUUUAGUGGUUCAACGUUCAAUGGUGCAUACUUGGAGAAAGCAGUUGCAUACAGAGCAAAUUUUACAGGUGCUGAUUUGAGCGACACCUUGAUGGACCGAAUGGUUCUGAACGAGGCCAACCUCACAAAUGCUGUGCUUGUUAGAACGGUUCUGACUCGGAGUGAUCUUGGAGGUGCCAUAAUUGAAGGUGCUGACUUCAGUGAUGCUGUUUUGGACCUUCCCCAGAAGCAGGCUCUUUGUAAGUAUGCAAAUGGAACAAAUCCAAUAACUGGAGUAAGCACCAGAAAAAGCUUAGGUUGCGGAAACAGCAGAAGAAAUGCGUAUGGUAGCCCAUCUUCUCCUCUUAUAAGUGCUCCGCCACAGAAACUGCUAGAUCGUGAUGGCUUCUGCGAUGAACGCACUGGACUCUGCGAUGCCAAGUGACCCAUUUUAUUUAAUCUCUGCAAAACCUUCCCAUGCAUAUCUAUCUAUGUAAAUAUUGUUUUUACCCAUCAAACCAAGUUGUGCAAAUUAAAUCGCUACUACUAAAAAGUUUGACAAAGGAAAAAUUACAACUAUCUGUGUAA